Molecule: messenger RNA, 1560 nt
Organism: Penicillium arizonense
Lineage: Eukaryota; Fungi; Ascomycota; Eurotiomycetes; Eurotiales; Aspergillaceae
Exons: 3
Coding region: 1-1560 (519 amino acids)
Biological process (GO): carbohydrate transport; transmembrane transport
Cellular component (GO): membrane
Molecular function (GO): carbohydrate:proton symporter activity
Source: RefSeq, a predicted model, not a curated record
AUGACCAAAACUUCCCUGCAGAAUGUUGUGGGAGCCGACCUCCUCUCGGUCCUCCCGCAAGAUCAAAAACAAUGGUGGCAAAUACCGCAUCUGAUCAAGUUGAAUGGCUUCAUCGUCAGUCUGCUGCUAUUUUCCAGUACGGUGGGCUACGAUAGCUCGCUGAUGACUGGCUUGCAAUCUUUGUCCCCGUGGGACAGCUUUAUGGGCAGUCCCUCGGGCGCCUGGCUGGGCUUUAUCAGCGCUAUCCAGUCCUUGGGGUCCAUGCUGGGGUUACCCAUCCAAGCCUGGGCGGCCAACAAGUUUGGACGCAAGCCAUGUAUAUUCGUGGGAUAUUUAUUUCUCUUUCUCGGCGUCGGCAUUCAAGUGGGCGCGCAUAAUCCAGCGAUGUUCAUUGCAUCCCGUUUCUUCAUCGGAUACGCGGGCGCCUGGUUUGGAGGCGCCAUCAUUCUACUCGCCGAAAUCGCCUAUCCAACCCACCGCUCCAAACUCACCGCGAUGUACCAUUGCCAGUACUACAUGGGCUCCACGCUGUCCGCGUGGUUGGUGUUUGGCUGCCGGAACAUAGAUUCCAUGUGGGCGUGGAAAAUCCCCUCCUUAUGUCAGAUUGUAUUUCCCUUGGUGGCACUGCCAGUGGUGGCCCUGUGCCCCGAGUCCCCUCGCUGGCUGAUUAGUAAGGAUCGGCAUGAAGAGGCCCGAUGGUUUCUCACCAAAUAUCAUGCAGGUGGGGAUGAGGCCGCGCCACUCGUUGCCUUUCAAAUGGAUGAAAUCACCAGAUCAAUCAUCAUGGAGCGAGAAAGCAGCAAUUCCACUACCUGGCUCGAUAUGCUCCGGACCAAGGGUAAUCGGCACCGACUCUUCAUCAGUAUCACCCUAGGCACUUUUGCUCAAUGGAAUGGAAUCGGUGUCGUCUCAUACUAUCUCACUCUGAUUCUCAAAACAAUUGGUAUCACUUCGGUCACGAAACAAACACUCAUCAAUGGGUUCCUGCAGGUAUGGAACCUUAUCAUGGCGGUGGUGGGCUCUAUGCUAGUCGACUCCGCUGGACGCCGGACACUCUUUCUGCUGUCCACCUGCAUUAUGCUUGUCAGCUAUAUCAUCAUCACAGGUCUUUCGGGGAGCUUUGCCAACAACCAUAUGAGUAGUGUGGGAACUGCAGUGAUCCCCUUCCUCUUUCUCUACUACGGUGGCUACGAUAUCGCCUUCACCCCCUUGGUCAUGGCGUACCCCGCGGAAAUCUGGCCGUACGCACUGCGCACCAAAGGCGUGGCAUUGACUUCCGUCAGCACGUACCUGGCAUUGCUCUUCAAUCAGUUCAUCAACCCGAUCGCGCUGGGCUCUAUUGCAUGGAAAUAUUACAUCUUGUAUAUUUGUCUGCUGGUGGUAAUCCUGGGGACUAUCUACCUCACUUAUCCCGAGACCCGGGGGUACUCUCUCGAGGAGAUUGCGGUCAUUUUCGACGGCGAUGAUGCUGCCAUGAUAGCUGCGACGGAGUUGCAUAAGGCGGCUGAAGUGAACAAAGGGGAAACAGAACAUCUGGAGAGCCUUGCAAAGAGGACUUGA